AUAACAACUUCCUCAUACUAAGUACUGUAGGAUAAACUUUCGUGACAUCAUUUAUGGCCAGACCUAGAUUGAGCGCGGAUGAUGUGCUUUUCGAGGCAGUACGCCUCUAGUAAAUGGGUUGGCAAUUUAUGAUCGGAUGCUGGCCCCUCCACAGCUCAGCACUAACCGCUGCGUCACUUACAACAACAUCUCGAGCGUGUAUAGGCUGCGAGAUUGUGCUGGAUUCCGGUUUCGUGUCGGUCACCAAUGGAAACAUUUACAAAAGCGCUGGAUGGUUCCCAAUUGGAAGCAAUUGUGAGUGGAUGCUGACUGAUGGAUGUGUGACCGGCGAGUGACAUCAUCCCAGCCAGGCCGAAGCAAACACACCGAAAAAUGCGUUUGUGUACCAUGAGGUGACUGAGGAGGAUUGUAGAGAGGAUAAUGAUUAUGGUGGAGGUUGAAUCGGUGAAGAGCCGAGAGUGUCA
Aspergillus uvarum CBS 121591 is the source of this 464-nucleotide messenger RNA. RefSeq lists its product as uncharacterized. NCBI's taxonomy places the organism in Eukaryota, Fungi, Ascomycota, Eurotiomycetes, Eurotiales, Aspergillaceae. The record is from RefSeq and is a predicted model, not a curated record. Bases 114 to 335 code for a protein of 73 amino acids. The transcript has a single exon.